This is a messenger RNA of Drosophila elegans, 1714 nucleotides long. RefSeq names its product myogenic-determination protein (gene nau). Gene Ontology annotation, biological process: regulation of transcription by RNA polymerase II; positive regulation of myoblast differentiation; muscle organ development. The transcript has 5 exons. NCBI's taxonomy places the organism in Eukaryota, Metazoa, Arthropoda, Insecta, Diptera, Drosophilidae. Gene Ontology annotation, molecular function: protein dimerization activity; RNA polymerase II cis-regulatory region sequence-specific DNA binding; DNA-binding transcription factor activity, RNA polymerase II-specific. The record is from RefSeq and is a predicted model, not a curated record. Bases 581 to 1579 code for a protein of 332 amino acids.
UAUUGUCACCAAAUGUGUUGCGAUUGCGGCGGAAGGCGGUACGUACUCUCUGCGGCUCGCAAAUCGGCGUGAAUCGGGAGUUACACAUUGAAGUGGAAAAAGAUAUCUCAAAUUUUUUAAUCAUACUAAAAAAAUAAUAUCGAACUCAUUACAAAUUAAUAAAAAAAAAUAAAAAGCUGUCUCUUAAACCUCGAGUUACGAGUAACAUUUUUUUAGACAGAGAAAUUCGGGUUUGAAAAGUGCACUUAUGUAAACGACAUUUGAAAGUAACAAUUCAAUCCUGUGUUAGAAAACAUAAAACAGUGAAUCAAACAUAACAUAACAUUCAUAAAACUUAACUGAAAAACAACAUCAAACUUGGUUGCAAUCUUAAGUGGACAAUUAUAAAUUAUAUAUAAAUUUUUUACGAAAAAAUUAAAAGAAAAGUUUAAUAUUUCCCAACAAGUUAAUAAAAUAAGUUAAAACAAAAGAACUAAAAAUAAAUCAAAAAUCUUAAAUAUAAAAUAAAUAAAUUAUAAAAGCACUCCACAUAACUUUUGGAAACAGAAUAUAUUAUAAAAUUGAAGUGUAGUGGGCCAAAAUGACCAAGUACAAUAGUGGUAGUAGUGAAUUGCCCGCGGUUCACGGCAUCAAGCAGGAGUACAACAACGGCUAUGGCCAGCAAUCUAAUCCUGGCUAUGGAUACAACAACUAUAGCCAGCACCAGCAAUCGGCCGCCCUUCCCAGCCAGAAUCCCCACCAGACGCUGCAGAAUUUCUUCAGCCGCUUCAAUGCCGUCGGGGAUGCCGGUUCGGGAAACAUUGGCUCCACUUCCAUCUCGGCCACUGGAUCGGGAUCCUCCUGCAACUACAGCCACGGAAACCAUCCGGCGGAGAUGGACAAGCAGCUGGGCAUGACAAUGACGCCUUCGCCCAUCUACACCACCGACUACGAUGACGAGAACAGCAGUCUCAGCUCAGAGGAGCACGUCCUGGCGCCCCUCGUCUGCUCCUCCGCCCAAUCCUCGCGACCCUGUCUAACGUGGGCCUGCAAGGCGUGCAAGAAGAAGAGCGUCACCGUGGACCGACGGAAGGCGGCCACCAUGCGUGAACGCCGGCGACUGAGAAAGGUUAACGAGGCCUUUGAGAUCCUCAAGCGACGCACAUCGUCCAAUCCCAACCAGCGGCUGCCCAAAGUCGAGAUCUUGCGCAAUGCCAUCGAAUAUAUCGAGAGCCUGGAGGACUUGCUGCAGGAAUCCAAUCCUACACACGAUGGCGACAACCUGGCGCCCAGUCUAAGCGGCAAAAGCUGCCAGUCCGAUUAUCUGAGCUCGUAUGCCGGGGCUUAUCUGGAAGAUAAACUCAGUUUCUACAACAAGCACAUGGAGAAGUAUGGUCAGUUUACAGACUUUGAAGGCAAUGCCAAUGGUUCGAGCUUGGACUGUCUCAACCUAAUAGUCCAGAGCAUCAACAAGAGCACCACGAGUCCCAUUCAAAGCAAGGCCACGCCCUUACCUGCAGAUUCCAAGACGCCGCCCACAUCCGAAGUACCGCCAUCCACAUCGCUGCAUGCAAACUUCAAGCGGAAAUGCAGCACUUAGCAUUGAGUGGCUGAAACCUUAGGCAAUUGUAAAGAUACUUUUUAAGCGGAUACACGAGAUACCCAGUGACCCAGAUAGGCCUUAAAUUAUUUGUAUAGCCCUAGCUCUUAAUUAAAUGGUAAUUCAAAUAGCGAA